AUGGCUACCACUCCAACUUUAAUUCAGUUAAACAAUGGCGAUAAGGUGAAUCGUUUCACGGUUUUCAAAAAACUUGGAGAAGGUACGUUCGGAGCAGUUUAUGCUGUGCGAGAUGACACUGGAGCAGAACAUGCACUCAAAGCAGAACUGUCUACAGAGAAGAUUCCGUUGUUGAAAUUGGAGCUGUAUGUAAUGCAAAAAUUGACUCAAAAAGGAGCAAAACACAUGCCAACUUUGAUUGAUAAAGGAAAACAUGAAAACUUCAACUACAUCGUCAUGAAAUUUCUCGGAAAAUCACUUCAAGAUGCAAAGAAAACCGGUCCAGAUGGUCAUCUGAAUCUAGGAUCGGCGAUUGGUGCAUCAAUUCAAUGCUUAGAAGCACUCGAAGAAAUGCAUUGGUGUGGAUUCUUGCAUCGAGACGUCAAACCAGGAAAUUUCUGUUUGGGAAGAGCUGAACUAGGAGAGUUGAGAAAGAUCUUUGUGCUGGAUUUUGGAUUGUGUCGUCGCUUUGUAAACGAUCAGAAUGUGAUGUUGCAGCCAAGAAGAAAAGCACCGUAUCGUGGAACUCCUCGUUAUGCACCAAUUGCAUCUCAUAAUAAUAUGGAACACGGGAGAAAAGAUGACGUUGAAAGUUGGUUUUACAUGCUUGUCGAUUUCACGAAUGCCGCUCUUCCAUGGAAAGUUGCCAGCAAAAUUAAAGAAGUUGGGGAAAUCAAGAAGAAUGCUCGUUUCGAUCCAGGAUUGUCUCAAUUGCUUGCCGGAUGUCCAAUGGAAGAAUACCGUUUGAUUAUGAAUCACAUCGAUGGCCUCACGUAUUUCAUGGAACCAAACUACGGAUUGAUCUACUCGACUCUCAAAAAGUUGAUGCAAACCAAGAAUGUUCAAGAAGUACCGUAUGAUUGGGAAAAUGAGUACGCUGUCGGUAAAUAG
This is a messenger RNA of Caenorhabditis remanei, 930 nucleotides long. RefSeq lists its product as uncharacterized. Gene Ontology annotation, biological process: signal transduction; peptidyl-serine phosphorylation. Lineage: Eukaryota; Metazoa; Nematoda; Chromadorea; Rhabditida; Rhabditidae. Gene Ontology annotation, cellular component: cytoplasm; nucleus. The record is from RefSeq and is a predicted model, not a curated record. Bases 1 to 930 code for a protein of 309 amino acids. Gene Ontology annotation, molecular function: ATP binding; protein serine/threonine kinase activity. The transcript is spliced from 5 exons.